AUGGAGAAUAUCCGUCCUAUGCCCGGCUCCGACGAAGCUCUCCGUCGGCGACGACAGCAGCAGCAGCAACAGGCACCCCCCACCAAACGGCCCCUCACCGACACCACCAACUUUCCCGUGAAACGCAUGAACAACGGCCAGAAGAUGCUGGACGUGGCGCCAGACUGGGGCGGCAAUGAGAUUACGUCCUCGCCUUCGCUGACGGGAGGUAUGGCUGCUGCGUUGACGCAGAUGCCGCCACCGAUGUCGACGCUGGCGGGAUACAGGGACACAGCGAAUCCGUUGUCGCUGUCGAAUCCGAUGUGGGGGUUGAAGAGGGAGGUUGUUCUCGGCUUUGGGGCCUGCGGGAUUGCAACCAUGUAUCCGUGGCAACUGGCGUGUCUGUCGUUGGCGGGAUUGCUGGCGGGUGAGAAGAACCUGGUAUAUACGGCGCCGACAUCGGCGGGGAAGUCACUCGUUGCGGACGUAUUAAUGAUCAGGAAGGUGGUGAUUGAGCGAAAGAAGGCCAUUGUGGUCGUGCCGUACAUUGCAAUCGUCCAAGAGAAGACAAAAUUCCUCAAGAAGGUAUUGGAGAAGGUAAAGGUGCAGGCUGAGCCGCGAGGCGACUGGGAUAAGACCAGGCACUGGAGGGGAUUGAAUAUUGUUGGUUUCCAUUCUGGCACCAGGUCCAGGCUAGGUUGGGAGGAGAUUGAUGUGGCCGUGUGUACGAUCGAGAAGGCCAACGCUCUCGUCAACGCCUCCAUCGAAUCUCGCACCAUCGACACGCUCGGUAUCAUCGUCUUUGACGAGCUGCACAUGCUCUCAGACUCGCACCGCGGCCAUAUCCUUGAGCUCCUCGCCACUAAGAUUCUCUGUCUCAACGACGAGCACAUACAGAUUGUCGGCAUGUCCGCAACGCUGUCCAACACCUCUGUCGUCGCCAAAUGGCUGCAAGCCGAGUGCUACGAGUGCACAUACCGCCCCAUCCCGCUGCAGGAGCAUCUGGUCUAUGACAACAGCAUCUACAAUGCGGAGAUGGAGCUGACAGCGCAUAUCCCGCCAUCAGAGCUCAAGGAGCUGAAGGACCCGGUGACCAAUGCGGUCGUGGCACUGGCGUAUGCGUGUGUCAAGGAGGGGAAUGGCGUACUGGUGUUUUGUGAGAGUAGGAAGAGGUGUGAGGAUUUGGCGCAGCUGCUAAUGAAGUUCAUGCCGCGCCCCAAUGCAGAGACGAGAGGGAGGCGGUCGGAGGUUAUUAAUGAUCUGGAGGCUACCAGCGCUGGGCUGGAUUUUGUGCUGAAGAAGAUUGUCCCCUCCGGCGUUGCUUUUCACCAUGCUGGCGAGUCUUAA
Morchella sextelata is the source of this 1326-nucleotide messenger RNA. RefSeq lists its product as uncharacterized. The record is from RefSeq and is a predicted model, not a curated record. Gene Ontology annotation, molecular function: ATP binding; nucleic acid binding. The transcript is spliced from 2 exons. The coding region runs from base 1 to 1326 and encodes 441 amino acids. NCBI's taxonomy places the organism in Eukaryota, Fungi, Ascomycota, Pezizomycetes, Pezizales, Morchellaceae.